Messenger RNA from Zingiber officinale, 719 nucleotides. Its product is annotated as hemiasterlin resistant protein 1-like. Lineage: Eukaryota; Viridiplantae; Streptophyta; Magnoliopsida; Zingiberales; Zingiberaceae. Bases 50 to 547 code for a protein of 165 amino acids. The transcript has 5 exons. Gene Ontology annotation, biological process: mitochondrion organization. The record is from RefSeq and is a predicted model, not a curated record. Gene Ontology annotation, cellular component: mitochondrion; nucleus.
CCUUUCGAGAACCUUCUUCUUUUGCCGAUUCAUCUGCGGCUUCUCCUCGAUGCCUCGGUCGAAGAUCCGUCGCCGCAGCUCCCGCAGUCGCACUUCUGGUCGUGCCACAGCUCCAGAAGUUCCGGUGAGCAACAAGCCGUCCUCUUCUGGUCGUCCUACAGUUGUAGCAGGUCCGGUGUGCAACCCACCUCAAAAAGAGCGCUCUGCGCCUCCACCUGCUCCCGCUCAGGCAAGAGAAUCACCCCUUGGCUCAUUUGUUGCCACCAUUAAGGAAGGGUUCGGCUUUGGUGCCGGGAGUGCCCUCGCGCAUCGGGCAAUUGAAGCUGUUCUAGGUCCUCGUUCCAUUAAACUUGAGACUGUAGUCUCUCCAGCCCCAACGGCUCCUCCUCCUGUGAAUGCCUCUUUGGAAUCUGAUGCUUGCAAUAUCCAUUCUAAAGCCUUCCAGGACUGCGUCAACAACUUUGGGAGUGACGUCAGCAAAUGCCAGUUUUACUUGGACGUGCUCAACGAGUGUCGCCGUGGAUCUGGUGCUGUUGUUAGCGCGUAGUGUUUGAUCUCUUUCAAAUAAAUUGUCGUUCAGCAUUAUGGUUAGGAUUGAUCUUAUGAAACAGCACUUGGAUUUCUAUGCGACGUACAUUCAUAAUUUGAUUGGAAGCAAGUAGUACACGAACUCUCUUUUGAUUUCGGUAAUGAAGUUGAGUCCCAAUUCAAAUGUGGUA